ACUGCGCCACCAGGAAUGCUUAACCCAGAUUCUUAAUCGAGUGUGUUUCUAACUGCUCCCAGGUUUCGAUUCUCUAAUUCCCAGACGAAACAAUAAGAAAACGAAGCUAGGCCGUGGUAGGAUCAUUACUAUUGCCCCUUAGUUUUCUCCGCGCUACCACACAGCCAAGGGAUGGGGGUGGGAUGGACUCAGCUACUGAACAUCUGAACCACGUGCGAUAACCAGUCUGCAGCGCCAAGUUCGACUUUACCCGCCUUGACCGCAGGUUCCUGCUCAAUCUCUGUGGUGCAUUUGCGUGCUGCCCUUGAUCGCCCCGCCCCUGCUUCCACAUCGCAGUGACGCCCCUUCCGCCAAAGUUGUGUAGCCUCCUUGCGGCGCCUGCGCACUGUCACAUUACGGCGGAACUAAUCUGGCGACCUUGGGCUUUGACGCAUUUAGUGCCAGGAAGGGAAAAGGGGGACCACAGAAUGCGUCACACCCGGAAGCGGAGAUCCGGAAGUGGGGUUGGACAGGUUAUCCCCAAGGGUGGGGCAGCGGAGGCCCAGGAGGAGGGGGAAAAAAGAAGGUGGAGGAUCCUGGCUACUAACCUGAAUCCGAUACCGAUUCUCUUAGACCUCAGAGACACAGAAAAGACAGAAGGGUGCCUCAUCCCCCUUCCUCCGCUCCCCCCUCUCUUCAGCCUUAGCCAUGGCGGAGGCAGGGGCCGGGCUGAGUGAGACCGUCACUGAGACAACGGUUACCGUGACAACCGAGCCCGAGAACCGGAGCCUAACCAUCAAACUUCGGAAACGGAAGCCAGAGAAAAAGGUGGAAUGGACGAGUGACACUGUGGACAACGAACACAUGGGCCGCCGCUCAUCAAAAUGCUGCUGUAUUUAUGAGAAACCUCGGGCCUUUGGCGAGAGCUCCACGGAGAGUGAUGAGGAGGAAGAGGAGGGCUGUGGUCAUACACACUGUGUACGGGGCCACCGCAAAGGACGGCGUCGUGCAACCCCGGGACCAAGCCCCACCACCCCUCCCCAGCCUCCUGACCCCUCCCAGCCCCCUCCAGGGCCAAUGCAGCACUAAAUUCCUCUCUCCCCCACCAUUCCUGUGUCUGUCUGGCCCUGAAUGUAUUCAUGUGGCUACUCGGGGACUAAACCCAUGGUUUGAUCCCUUCUCCAGCCCCCUCCUUCCCUCUCCUCUGCCUGAUAGAGGGAAGAGGGGGAGGAGGGUGGACAGAGAUCCUGGAAUUCUGACUUGCUGCUAUUCCAGAACCCAGGCUUCUGGGUUCCCCCAGCCCUCAUUUCCGCCUCCUCUCUUCAGGGAUCCAGGCAUCUUGGUCCCAGUCUUUUCCCUUUGUUCUCACUGCCAAACUACCUGUCCUGUGAUCUAAUUAUCUUGGCCCCUUGCACUCUCUACUUGAGUUCCAAACAGUUAAAUUGGGUUUCCAACAGCCCCAGCUUUCACUGCCAGGGUCCUAGUCAGAUUCCAGGCUAUCUUGCCCCAGCUAUGCUGUUAAUCCUGGCUUAGAGCUUUUCCACUAAUGUAUUUAUGUCAUCCUAACUCUUAGUCCUUGCCUGUGGGAUGUGAGGUCUUAUGUGAGACAUCAGGGCUCCUUGCCCUUUUCCUCCUCUCCUGCCCACUCCCAUCAUGCCCUUAAGAGGAGUUAGGAGAGAGAGAGGUCUUUGUCAUUCUCACCUUGGGAGAUGGGAAAUGGAAAAAGAAAUAGUCAUGUCCUCUCCCCUCACCCUUCUCGUGUGACCUAAGGUUUCUGACAAAGCUGGCUUCAAGACUGGUCACUUAGAGCCAACUGUCUCCUCAGCCUUUGGUCUUCCAGCUUAGGAGACAGAUCCAACACGGUCCCAGGGGCCUGGGUCCCUGGGAGAGGAAGGAACAGGGAGGGAGCAAAGAGAUGCACUCUCACCCCUUCCUUCCUAGGCUUUGAUGUCUCUGCCAGCCCAGAUGUCCUGGCCUUCCCCACCCCUUACUGGGAUCUGGAUAUCAUUUUCCAGGCCUCUUGCCGUGUGCAGUUGCAGAGAUCAGUCAAAUCCGUACCGCCACUGAGAUCUCAUUUACUGCUACAGAUGCACAAAAUAAAUAACCCAACAUCACAAAGUGUGUUAAA
Messenger RNA from Kogia breviceps (pygmy sperm whale), 2107 nucleotides. RefSeq names its product protein phosphatase 1 regulatory inhibitor subunit 11 (gene PPP1R11). The record is from RefSeq and is a predicted model, not a curated record. Lineage: Eukaryota; Metazoa; Chordata; Mammalia; Artiodactyla; Physeteridae. Gene Ontology annotation, molecular function: protein phosphatase 1 binding; protein serine/threonine phosphatase inhibitor activity. Gene Ontology annotation, cellular component: nucleus.